Parnassius apollo (apollo) is the source of this 426-nucleotide messenger RNA. NCBI's taxonomy places the organism in Eukaryota, Metazoa, Arthropoda, Insecta, Lepidoptera, Papilionidae. The record is from the annotation of a GenBank genome assembly.
AUGCUUCAACAUCUUAUCACUUGUCUAAAAACUCCAAAAUCAUUAAAGGAUUCUAUGAACACUAUAAAAGAUAGCUCGUCCAAAACAGAAAAACCCGAACUGCCAGAGAUAAAUAAUUCUCUUCCAAGUGCCUCAUCGUCUGCUAACAGUACCAUGAAUACUGAGUUUCAAGACAGCAAUGAUCAUGAUGACAUAAAAAUAAAAUUAGCGAGAGCUAUAUUUGUAACAGGGAUGCCAUUAUCGAUGGUGCAACAUCCUUUAUGGAUACAAUUUUUCGAAAAAUUGCAACUAAAUUUUAAAAUACCUUCACGUAAAACUGUAGCGACAAAAUAUUUAGAUAAAAUAUAUAGAGAGAUGCGUCUAGAGUUAAAUGAGGAACUAAACGCUUGCACUUACACCUUCAGUGCGAUGGCUGGUCUAAUAUAA